UUGCACCUUGCUUACCGAGAGCCGGGAAGGGUAAUACCGAUAGCUUCCAAGUGACGAACAAUCAUCAUGGGAGAGCAAUAUCUUCUACUCGACAUUCUGGAAGAGGAUGUCCUAGUUCAAGACGUCAAGAGUUGGUUGGACGACGCGUUCCAGGGCGCUCAUGAGGCUGCGAAUGAGGCGAAGUCGUCAAAAUUCAAACAGUACGAUGCGCUGACCUUCGUGGUGACUGUCCUUAAUUUCCUUCGUGAGGAUGCCGCUCCGCUGCUCGCGCCAAGCGUUGAGCGUUCUCAACAGGGGGCUGACCAUUCGUUACCAGCGUCUGCAGUGGAGGAAGGCGCAUCAGAUGUCCCCAAGAAUGAGAAGAAUGAGAGUCAGCAAGGCCUUCUCCCGACAACGGCGUUCGACAUCUCGUCGGCAGAUGACUUCCCUGCCCUUCCAAUGGGUGAAGUCCCUCGCGGUAUGCGUCCGGCAAACAAGCAAAAAAGGCGCAUUCGACCAACACCCUUGAGCAACGCCGACAAGCCCCUGGAGGGAGACAUCACCGCAUUGGGUGCUCUAAAUACUGCAGCGCCUUCAUUCGACAAGUCAGGCGAGGUUGCAAAUGCCCGCCUAACAUUUCGUGCGCAAGGCGUACGACCAUCGGUUGAAACGGCGGAGUUUCGACCGAGUACGAGCUGUAAGGAAGAGAAGGCGGAAGCAAAGGUCGUGCAUAAGCCAAGUGACUUUCUGCCGGGAGGUACAAAGCCGCGCGCUGAUCUGGCGAUCGAGCAACAUGAUGCUGAAGGUUUCGGUGAAAAUGAGCGAGGGAUCACAAAUCUUCGGGAGGCAACAUCUGGUUCUUUGCUGGAGCCGGCUCAUCCGGAACAACGAAGGUUUCUGGAGCAAGGUGGUGCGGUUGGAGUACCCUCCAGAAUUUCAAUCGAGCCGAUGACUGGUGAAACCGAAAGAGCGGGGAGACGUGCAGAUGGAGCCCGUACCGAGCAUAGCCUCUUCCCCGUAAGCACCGCCGCAUCGAACCCCAUGCUAUCGCCUUCAAACGGUGCGGCGAAAACCAAUUCUGUGUUGCAGACUCCGACAAGGUCAGCCAAGGCUGUUCCCAUAUCGCCAUCUGGUGGUGGAGGUGCUUCCCGGGGCGGUUGCGCUCCACCGAUGCCACCAGUCAAUACGUCAACACCAUUCGCAACUCCUGUUGAAAAGGGACGCCUGCGGGGAAGUGAGCAGCCCCUCGCCAUCUUGGCAUCGCUAUACGUGCACAUCAUGAUCCGAAGAUUUGUGCCAAGUCUGGCAACGGAGAUGCACCUUACAAUACGGCUAUUGCACGUGCACUCGGAGGUUACACGUAGCGGGGGCGAUAGAACCUUGAAGUUGGAGCAGGACCGUCGGGAGGAUCAUCCACCAAGCGGCAGCUCCGCAAUUAGCUCAAAGGAAAUCAGAGAUUACCAACAUGGAACGAGUCAGGCCAGGAUGAAGAUCAUCUUCAAGACCGGCCUGGACUGUCGGUUAUUCGCUGCUGGUGUCCUCCUUGGGCUCAAGUCUCUGCUUCCUCACAUUGGAACGGACACGAUCGACCUCUUGGCUGGAAGUUUGGCCCUUGCUUCUCAGUCGGAGGAGCUCAUCGAAGACUUGCGUCAUGUUCUCUGUGAAGCUAAAGGCGACGGUGUCAACUCUGACGGCAAUGGGUCACGAAAUGUUGGGCAGCAAAAUGCCGAUGAUACGGCCAUCGUGCAGAGUGUAGGGGCACCGUUUGCUGCUCUCCAAUGGCGGGAGGAAGACUCGAUAAAGAAUUGGAGGACAAUAUCUGACCGAAGCAUGUUCCAGAAUCGCCAGGAGAGUGUCGACCGGUUUGGAGCCUUGCUUCGCGACUACCAGGGUUCCAAGAAGGGGCUUCAGCAAUACCCGGAUCGCGCUCUGCAAGAUCUAAGAACAGCGGCAUCUGCUUUGAUAAGCGGUCUAGCCCCGGAAAAUUUGGGAUGGCUUGCUCAAUACUUUCUGGAUCAGCUGGUCGGGUGGGGUCUUGCUCCUCCAGAGGAAACUGACUCCGAAGUAAUGGCGCUGGUCGCUCCCGCUGGGGACAAGGGCCGUGAGACUCUGCAGAAGCUUCAUCGCCGCAUCAGCACACCUAGCUCCGGCGAGGAUGGCAACGCUUUGAAGAGUAGUCAGAAACUUCGGCAUCCUGGGACACAACCUCGGCAAACACACGCUAAACAAGAUCGAGGCUCUCACGUUGUCGGAGAAAUCCGUACAGCCAGGGGAGGAGUGCGACAACCACAGACCCGCAAAUCUAGCACGGGCCCACGGUAUGGCAAGGGUCAAGCACCAGCACAAAGCACACGGGUUCCUACGGCCCCAUUGCAGCUCCGCUGGUUCCCCGGCAACCAGGAAUUUUUCUACCACGUGCUGCUGGUGUUAGAUAGUUACACCUUUAAUAGCCACUUGAAGGCAGAACUUGUGGCAAGGAUUGCUGGACUUUAUCAGCAACUACACACCUUCAAGGGAAGGGGAAAGGGAGUCGGAAACGUCGACGAACGUGGCGCGGCGAGCGACACGAGCAACCCAGCAGUCAACAAGGGCGUCAGAGGGUUCACGGGGACCAUGGUAAAAUUGAAGGUGCUCGCGAAGUUUCUCGGCCUCUUGACCUUUAGUCCCAACUGGGGCAUUUCAGCCUUAGACUCGGCGUCAAGUAGGCACGAGCCUCCUUUGGCAUCCACGAAUGACCAGGCCCAAAUGACAGGCUGUCCGCUGCCCCUGGAAGCGUACCUUGACCACGCUUGGUCGACGGCUGGACUUAUGGGUGCUGUGCCAUGGAUGGCGGACUUUCUGCGGAUGAUGAAAUGGGAUGAAAUUUCUGCACAGGCCAACUCCUAUCGACGUAUCCUGGGCACUUUGGCGAAGCUCCACGCUCAGCCAUUCAUGCAGCCUGACCAUCCUGCUUUCACGGAGUCCCUACUUGCCGUGAGCUGCGAGGUCGAGAGUCUGUUCCAAGAUUUGGGUUCUGAUCUUGGUGUGCACGGGUAUCGCCUGUUUCCGCCAGAAACUACUACCGUCAUCGACUUUGAUGCCCCGAGAAAUUGCGGCAACCAAUACACGAAGCUUCGCGAUAAGCAAUACGCGAAACUGGGACUGAAGCCUGCACCUGGAUCGUUAGAUGGUGAAGUGGUGCUGAGCCGCCGCCUCAUACAGCACUGCUGCCCUUACCUGGAAGAUGUCCUGACCUUGACAAGAAACCUUGGUCGGGGGUGGAAGCAAGGUUUCGUUGUCGGAGGAAACACCACCCCGCUCCGGGCGGGUCAGUCUCCACGAACGUUUGGGGUGAGCGGCAUUAGUCCCCGCAGUAGACGGGUCAUCAAGCCGCAUUCGUUGAAACCGAUACGCGCGCUGUCGAGCCUCCCUGAGCAGAUACAUCGUGGACGCUCGGAUGAAAACGCUGGAACAGCCCGAGAAAACGCUCACACCGAGAGUGCCCGCCUUCGAUUGGUGGAGGCUUUUUUUCACUCUCUGCCGGGCGAGUUGCAGGCAUCCGCUGAUUUUGUCGUUAGUCGCUCUGUGCAAAAUGCGUGCGAGGAGGUCUUGGUGUCGGUCGUUAGGCCCGCGGUGGCUGGUGCAGUCAGGCGACUUCAAGUGGCCAUCAACCAGACCGAUAGGCUGGACUACGAACGGCCCGCAUCCAACGUAGCAGGCGAAGGACUUAUUAGGCAGCACCUUGACCUGCAAAUUGCUUGGACAACAGCUGUUCUUGGUGAGGGCCUCGCUUCCAACGCCAGGGCUCUUGCUGGAAAACGGGGCAACGCUAUCGCCAAAGCUACCACGUUAGCGCUUGUUCCGCGUUCGCUCUCACUCAGGGUUCGUCAGACGGCGGCGACGAUCGCUGGUAACCACGCACAGCAAGCAGCUGCCAGCAAAAUCGAGGAGCUGAUGACUGCUACGGUUGUGGAGGCGGUGGGUGCGUAUCACACGUAUCACAACGACCUUGAACGGGCUCAGAAGGAGCAAUCGACAGGUGGUGUGGAAUGCCGGAGCCCCAAAAGCCCGGAGGUACUCGCAAGCCUGCUUCCUAGAGGUCCAGCAUCUGAUCUAUGUGCUAUUGCAUCGAAGCUAUGUGCUACUGCAUCGAAGCAAUGUGCUCAUGUCGACAAGUGCUCAUGUCAAGGGUUUCUAGAAGCGGUGCACCGCGUGUCCAUCAGCAGCACCGACGACGAUAUCGAGUCAAACGACCCAAAAACCAUCAUCAGCGAGACGUGGCAUCUGGUGGACGCGGUUCGACGGUGUCAAGAUUUCAGUCGUAUCCCAGAAACCAUCCACGACACCCACGAUGUGUCUGAGGAACUCGAGAGGACGCCGGCGCAAAGGUUUCGUGAUCAUGUGACACAGGAUCCAAACGUCCUGGAAACCUUUCUGGCUUCGCUGGCACUCUUCUACCGGACAUUGCCUGACUGCAUUUGGCGAUCAAUUCCGAAGAGCUCCACGCUGGGCUCCAUGUCAAGCGACGUUGUUGGAAAUCUGGUUCACCUUGCUGCAAGGGCAUGGGAACAAAACGCGAGAUAUUGGCGGAAGGACAAGGAUCCCGGCCAAGAACGUUGCCUCCGUUUCCCCCCGUGCGAGCCUGUACUACAGCUCAUGUCGUGGGGCGCUAUUUCUGUUGUCACUGCGGAAAAUGUCCUUCUGUCGUGUGUACAAACCGCGACUAGGGGAUCGACUUCGCAAACAAGUGUGAUGUGUCCUGAAGCACGUUGGAAUGAGACGAGCCCGUCAUCUGUGAUAGCCGUGGCCACGGCUGUUGUGAAGGGCUACCAUAGCCUUGCUCUCGACAAGGAUUUGUGGACGGUAUUACUCGACGAUCUUUUGGACGUUACGGCAGGCUCGGUACCUGCCAUGGACCUUUCCAAGCCCUUCCGCUACCACCCGAUGGACCUUUGCCGGCUUAUUGCUCGUCUGUGCCGAACGUAGGAAGAACGAUAGCUGGUACAUUAUGUAGUUUAUAAGCUUUUCUCGUUGAAUUUUCAGUUCACACAUCGCUUGUUGGUUAACCACGGCGUUUAUGAUGCCUACGUUCAAUCAUAGGGAGGCUUUAACCCAUCGCCACACACGAUCUAGCCUGUCUUGCUCUCAACGGAGAUUCAUAGCCCCGUCGUACGCAAUAGCGGAGUUGAUUGGCUGCUGAGGCCAUCGGCACACCAGAGUCGCGUGCAGUGCAUUUGUCGAUAGUUGGGUUGGAUAGAAGAAGGAGCAGCGCCUAGACAACGAAGAUGUAGACGACGAGUAACGCACUUUUCCCGCACCAGCUUCUUCAAUAAUUUCUCUACGAGACCGUUCUGUCUCUAGAG
This is a messenger RNA of Ectocarpus sp. CCAP 1310/34, 5321 nucleotides long. The record is from the annotation of a GenBank genome assembly. NCBI's taxonomy places the organism in Eukaryota, Phaeophyceae, Ectocarpales, Ectocarpaceae.